ACCUCCCAGUGCCCUGUGUUCACAAUCUGGGCAGUCUGGCUAACAAACUGAGCUGACCUGAGCUAACAGCAGCUUAGAGCAGUUACUUUAUUGUCUAUUAGGAAACUAGUCCAGCAUCAGAGAGAAAACCAAAUAACAUUUCCACCAAAUCGGGGAAUUUGAUCAGGCAGCAGCUCACCUCGUGACUUCUCGUGUCCUUCACUUCUCUUUUACCCACGGACUAACACGGACUGAAGCUGUAAUGAUGGUGAACACGUUGCUUUUGUUUGCUUUACUGUCCGCAGCAUCAGCUUUCCACCUGUCCGAACAAGACGAGUUUCACUUCAAAUCAUGGAUGGCACAGCACAACAGAGCAUACAGCAUGCAGGAGUUUUACGAGAGACUCCAAAUAUUCACUGAGAACAAGAGGAGGGUUGACAAACACAAUGAAGGAAAUCACUCAUUCACAAUGGCUCUGAACCAGUUUUCAGACAUGACAUUCGGGGAAUUUAAAAAGUCUUUCCUUUGGUCUGAGCCACAGAACUGCUCUGCUACAAAAGGGAACUACUUCAGCAGCAACGCACCACAUCCAGACUCCAUCGACUGGAGAAAGAAAGGAAACUUUGUGACGCCCGUGAAGAAUCAGGGAAGUUGUGGUAGUUGCUGGACUUUUUCCACAACGGGCUGUUUGGAGGCUGUUACUGCUAUCAAGACUGGGAAGCUCAUCCCACUGUCAGAACAACAGCUGGUAGACUGUGCCCAGGCCUUCAAUAACCAUGGAUGUAAUGGCGGCCUCCCCAGUCAAGCAUUUGAAUACAUUAUGUACAACAAGGGACUGAUGACAGAGGACGACUACCCAUACACAGCUUUUGACAAUGACUGUAAGUAUAACCCACAAAUGGCAGCUGCUUUCGUGAAGAAUGUGGUGAACAUAACAGCGUAUGAUGAGAUGGAGUUGGUGGAUGCGGUCGGCACACGUAAUCCGGUCAGUUUUGCCUUUGAGGUGACGUCUGACUUCAUGCAUUACUCCAAGGGCGUGUACAGCAGCACUGAAUGUCACAAGACCACAGACAAGGUGAAUCAUGCUGUGCUAGCAGUCGGCUAUGGAGCUGAGAAUGGCUCCCCUUACUGGAUAGUAAAGAACUCAUGGGGACCCCGCUGGGGAAUUGAGGGGUACUUCCUCAUUGAGCGUGGAACUAACAUGUGUGGACUCGCUGCCUGCGCAUCUUUCCCAGAGGUGUGAUUUCUGCAAACUACAAAAGGGCAAAGAAGGGAGCAGAAUCCCAAUUUUUUUUUUAUUGUUAUUGUACAAGGUGAUUUUUGUAUGAUCAUUGUAGAUUUUUUUUUUGCACAAUGGAGUAAGCACUAUAAUAUGAUGAAAUAUAUUCAAUUCAAUUCAAUUCAUUUCCAUUCAAGAGUUUAUUGUCAUUGUCCAAAGGCAACGAAAUUGUGUGUGGAGCACAACACAGAGUAGUAGUUACAUUAAUCAAUAAAUAUGAUCACUAAAGUACUAAUCAUUCUAUAAUUGUAGUUCACAAAUAAAAUCUCUUUUAUCACAAUAUUAUGCUAUACUAUACAAUGUUUUGCAGACAUUUGCAAUAUGCCAAAUAUGAUUUUUGAGAUAUUGUUCAAACAGAUUAUCGAUAUGGUGGCUGAUACAGUAAAACUUUGAACUUUCUGGAAUAAUAAAUAAACCCUUUUCUUGAUUGAUUU
Larimichthys crocea (large yellow croaker) is the source of this 1692-nucleotide messenger RNA. RefSeq names its product pro-cathepsin H. The record is from RefSeq and is a predicted model, not a curated record. The coding region runs from base 242 to 1222 and encodes 326 amino acids. Gene Ontology annotation, biological process: proteolysis. Lineage: Eukaryota; Metazoa; Chordata; Actinopteri; Sciaenidae. Gene Ontology annotation, molecular function: cysteine-type peptidase activity. The transcript has 13 exons.